Molecule: messenger RNA, 2504 nt
Organism: Pseudo-nitzschia multistriata
Lineage: Eukaryota; Bacillariophyta; Bacillariophyceae; Bacillariales; Bacillariaceae
Source: the annotation of a GenBank genome assembly
CGUCAACACCAAUAACGACAACAAUACCUAUGGGAAGACGAAAACUGCUCUAAGUUUCAGCGUUGAGCGUAUUUCGUCACGGUUUUCGGUGUGUGUGGUUUUCGGUGUGUGUUGCUCUGUUUCUUUUGAUCGCAUCCUUUCUUCACCAUGAUGAACCGUUGUGUGCCCACCUCCAACGCCACCAGCCGGAUGGUGCUUUACCUUCGGGCGAGGACGUUGCAAACGAAAACAGAUCGAGGACCCUUUCACACCUCUUUGGUGGCAAAGCAACUGAAACCACUGCGACCGCCUACACGGAACUCGUCGUCCUCGUCCUCGUCUGCGAGGAACCGUGGUACCAAGAGCAACCAGAAGCACAGCAACGACGGUGGCUUCUUCCAUUGGUAUUCGAAGCGGCUCGACGAGCGCCCCUGGAGCACCAAGAUCGUUUCGAGUGCCCUGAUCGCUGCCGCCGGGGACGUUGUUUGCCAGGUUCUCGAAUACAGAUUCGACGCGUCGAAGGCCAGCGACGAAAACAGGCGAGAGCCAACCGCGGGCGCAGCGGCACAACCCACGGUUGCCGACGCCUUUCGUGCCAUGGACUGGCACCGAACGGGGCGCUUCCUGCUGAUCGGGGCCUUUUGGGUGGCACCGGCCACCCAUCUGUGGUACGGAUUCCUCGGCACCCGGUUGGUCCCGGGUGUGGCCACCCCCAAGCGGAUUCUGCAGCGCCUGGCGCUCGACCAGUUCGGAGCGGCACCGGUCUUUUGCCCGGCCUUUAUGGGCUUGCUGUGGCUCCUCGAGGGAAAGGCUCCCUCGGACGUCGCCGCGGGGCUGGUCGAGGCGGGACCCACCCUCGUCACCUCCAACUGGAAGCUGUGGAUUCCGGCAAUGGGAAUCAUGUUCGCAACGGUCCCGCUCAAGUUCCAGGUCGUCUACUCGAACUUCGUGGGGCUGGUCUGGACCGUCUACCUGAGCUACGCGUCCACAAGGCUGGCGGUGGCACCGGAGCCACCGACCGGGGACCGGGUGUGAAACGCAACGAAACAACACGAAUCCUUUGUGAAGUAUUGCUAAAACUUAAGAAGUGUUACGAAACCAAAUCAAAUUCUACCAAAUAGACAGAAUUUCAGAAAAUUGAUUCAGGAUCGAUUUCAUGGUUUGCUGCAUUUCAAUCGGGAUUCAAUAUCAGCCUCCAGAACUCAUGUUGUUGUACAUCAGUUUUAGAAUGGAAAUGAUUUCAUGGUGUGCUGCAUUUCAUUCGGGAUUCAAUAUCAGCCUCCGGAAAUCAUUUUAUUGCACAUCAGUUUUAGAAUGGAAACGGGAAAAAAAAUCAAUUACAUAUAAUCUAGUCUGUCCUGCUGGGGAUGGCUUGUCAAAGCUGGACGUAAUCGAGGAGCGCUUCGUGGAAGCGCUCGUCGUUCAGAAUCUCUCUGUGCUUUGCGUUGUCGAGUUCCUGAACGGUGACCGUGCAAUCCUUGCCGUGCCAGGUCUUUACGUGCGCAAGGCUCCAGUACGGAACCGUUCCGUCGCCGCUCCUCCUCACACCACCAUGGACGGUUUGCUCGGUGUUGGGGGUUUCCAUGAUCAGUCCCUCCGAGACGCAGUAGCCCUUGUUGCUCUUUCCGAUCAAGGCAGUCUUGUCCGGAACGUAAAAGCUCUGCAUCACGUGCUCCGAUAGGCACGUGUCCUGGCGCGAGUACACGCAACCCACUUCCGUAGGGACGUUGACUCCGUAGAUUGCAUGGAUGCGAUUGAUUGGAGGAGGAUCGUGCGAAGACAAGUUGCGCGGACGGUAUUUGUCCUUGUCGUACGCUUCCUUGAUAAAUCGUAGCGUGUCAUCCAGCCCCUCGCGCUCCGCGAUGUCGUACCCCGAAAAUUCCUCGUAUUUCGUGCUGCUGCUCGAUGUAAUGGGCAGAAGAACGGCAGAAUCCAUCGGCCUGCAAACCGGGGAACACAGUCUCCGGAAAGACUUCGUUCCAUCGAACUUGGUCCACCGAAGCGUCACAUAGAGGUAAACCGUUCGAGACUGCUUUGUCGCCUGGCAGCAGCCUUCGAAAUGACCAUAGUCAUCCUUGUGGUACAUCGGAACCUUGAUGGUGACCGUCCUUCCUUGCCACACCGAUUUCGGUAUCUUUAUGCGCUCAGAAAAUGCUAGCGUGGCACUGCUGCCCGCCGAGCCCGCGAUCUUGUCCGCCGUAAAUGUUGAAAAACGAAUGAGACCGCAGAGCAACAUUUCUAUCACCCGAUAUAAAAGCAUGCACGGAAUACAACAGCAACAGAGGCACCACACCAAAGGAUUGCACGUCCAUCCCUCUUUCUCUUUUUUAGCGGAGGCUAUCCCCGGCUCGUGCAGCAAAAACUGAAGGGCCUCGUUGAAAUACGGUUGCGUUUCGGUAGCAAAUGACACGCUAUUGGGGAACACAACGACGUUCGGUCCCAAGUCGGGGGAGACUCUGUGAAACGGCGUGCGGACCGUUCGCCGAGAAUCGUCGUCUUUUUUGCAAUCAAAACCCUUAGCACAA